AUGGAUGUUUCGCGAAGCAAUUGGACAACAACUGAAGCAACAACAACCGGCUUUCCUCCUCUCGAGGAAGCGAACUCUACUGUUACGGGAACCACGACACACCCAGUGGCCUUCACAAUCAAGGACAGAUUCUCCGAUUUCGACGAUCUAUCUUCAUUCAGGGAUAUCUCAUCUGGCAUUGAUGAAAUGAAACAGCAACAAAAAAUCACCGAGGAGCCAGACCCAACCAUCACGGUACCUAUACCGUCCGAUGAUGAUCUUCAGAGGGCAAUCAUUCAAAAUAAGUCGACGGUACUCAACAGAUCAACUUCUAAGAACGUUAAACAGAAUAUUGUACGGUAUUAUGUGACGGUUACGAGGGCCCCAAGCUCACAAUACUCUGAAAACGCAACGACCACUUCAACAACGCAACCACCUUCGACUCCUACUACACCCCAAACUUCUACUACAACUACAAUGAAGAAGUCUGCUGUAUCGAGUUCGACCGCUGAACCGUCAAUAACGAUUCCUCUUCCUGAAAACACAUCCGCCGAACAAAAGUUGAAUGGAGUUUCGAGGAAGAGAACCAAGCCUCAUGUGACACCGAAUCCAAUAAGCAGCGUUUCUUCAACGUCAUCAAGAUCUACAACGGAUGACACUGCUGUUCCCAGCUCAGGAGAAAGCUUUCUUAAGUCCAAACAUGAUUCCACAAUGCAUGAAUCGAAUGUCACCAGCAUCACCUUGCCUUUAACCUCGGCUACUUUUAGUUCCAUGCGACAGCCUCCCCUUCCACGAUUUACAAGCUCACCACUAAUGAUUUCCUCGACAACGAAGUCCACGAAAAAGGUUUCUGUCUAUACCUUAAAGAGCAAUAUUUCGACUCUGUUCGAGGAGCAGAGAGCCCUUUUGACAUCACCUUUCAUUCCCCCUACGAAUACUCUGACGAACAAUGCAGAGGAGAACCUUCUUCCUGUAUCUACCACAGCUGACGCUUCUCUGCAUGAAGCGACCCUUCUUGCGCUGCCGUCAAACGUUCCUACUCAAGAGGGAGAGAACAGUGUCAUCUCUCUAGAAUCUUCCGGAACGAAAGGGGAUGAUAAAUCUGACUCGGUGGAAGGUGCAGACGGAAAUGUCGAUGAGCCUCGCUAUGUUACGGUCACAGUGCAGCCAAACAAAUUGAAAUUAUCGCCACGACAACGAAGAAAGCCUUCCAUGCCAUCUCCAGCGAAGUCGACUGUGCCAGACCUCUGGUGGACGCCCAAACCCAGUUAUUUAAUCAAUGGACUUUUAUCGACUAUCUCAUCCACUCACAAAACGCCUACUCCCUCCAAGGAACUUACAAGGAGAAAGAAGGUCACUUCCUUGACGAAGAGUGGAAAGGCUGACGAAGCUGCACGUGGGUUGUCUCCAUUAGUGCCACUUGCUCGAGCAUCAGCUGUGGGCCAGUUUAUCUACACGACUACGAUCCCGCCUGAAUUCGCUUCUAUUGAGCUCCACUCGACUAGUGGAUUUAACCACAGAAAAACGACACAUAUGAAUGUGCCCGAGUCCCACAUUCAGCAGUUGAAGUCUGAGCUCGAAUUCCUAGGCGUUUCUGACGGAGGGAAACCAUUUGCAGCCAUGGCUCCAGCAAGGCCUCCGAUGCAUUACGGCAGGGCGAGACGAAAGAUAGUACUCACAAAAGAGAAAAGAGAAAAAUCAGGUAUGCUACAUUAA
Haemonchus placei is the source of this 1695-nucleotide messenger RNA. NCBI's taxonomy places the organism in Eukaryota, Metazoa, Nematoda, Chromadorea, Rhabditida, Trichostrongylidae. The record is from the annotation of a GenBank genome assembly.